GUAAAAUUUUUACUCUUAAUGGAAUUAAAAUCUAUUAAAAAAAUAAUUUCUCAUGAAAUUCAUAAAAUUAUCUAAAAAAAUAUUUAUGGUGGUGGGUUGUCGCACAUAACUUUUAUUCCAGUUUUGUUAUGAACAUUUUUGUUUUAAAAUUCAAAUGAAAUAUUAGUACGUAUAAACAUUUUGACGGUAUAUUGUAUUAUAAUAUUUUAUCAAAGUAUAAAAUAAUUUUAAAUUCUGGUAUUUGCUAUAAAUACCAGAAUUAAUACCUGCUAUAGGUAUUCUGCUAUAAAUAAUUUAAAUAAAUUGUAUUAAUACAAUAAUAUUUUAAUUGAAUUUUAAUUUCAAAAUGAUGCCUUUAAAUGAUUUUAAAAAUCCUGAACUUAUACCAAUAACAAAUGUUAUUGGCCUAGCAUCUCAAAAACCGCUGGUAACAUUCCCAGAAAUGUGGUAUCAAACAUUUUUGUGGGCACUAUUUUCUUCAACGGUUGUUCAUGCAGUGGCUGCUAUUAUUGCAUUUGCAACUCUUCAUAAACACAAUUUUGGAAAAUUUUUUCCAUUGUUUAUCCUAUUAGUUGGAAUAUUUGCUCCUUUAAGCUCAGGAAUUGUUAGUAGUGCUAUAAUAGCAUUUGUGUACAGGGCUUCAAGUAUUCAAAUGCAACCACUUUAUGCCAUGUUUUGGGGAGUUGGACAAACACUUCUCUCUGCCGCAGUUGGUUUUACAAGAAUAUUGGCUACUUUAUAAAUGAAAAAAAAAAUCCAUAUGUAUGUACGUGUACAUUAUGUAUAUUAUGUAUCUUAUGUUAAAACUUAGAAACUGAGAUAAAAAGUUGACUGUUGAUUAGGAACCACAUCUGAUUUUUGAACACCUAAAUUAUAAUUUUCAUUGUUACAGAUUUAUCAAUAAAUAAUUUGAGAAUA
This is a messenger RNA of Daktulosphaira vitifoliae (grape phylloxera), 918 nucleotides long. RefSeq names its product transmembrane protein 170A. NCBI's taxonomy places the organism in Eukaryota, Metazoa, Arthropoda, Insecta, Hemiptera, Phylloxeridae. The record is from RefSeq and is a predicted model, not a curated record. The transcript is spliced from 3 exons. The coding region runs from base 347 to 742 and encodes 131 amino acids.